AUUCAAUGCACGUUUGGCUCGCAUGUAACUGCUAGCAAUAAAUGGUUGUAAAUGUUUGUGGAGUUAGAAAAUGUGCGCGGUUCACCGAUUAAUUUAAUAGUUACAGAUUAAUGUAUAUUUUAAUUGUUGACAGUCGGCAACGGCAAUAUUAACAAAAAAAACGAUAACAUUUAAAUUGAUUUAUAAGUAUAAACAUUAUCUUUGUUUGUGUGUUCAAUGUGAAAUAAUUAUGCACACUUUUAUGAAUAAUAUUUUGACUGCAAUAUUUAUUGCAUUUAAUAUGCAUUCUUAAGUAUAUGAUGAUUAAGAUAUGAAUUUCAGCGACGAUCCAUUGGCGGACUUGCUUAGCGACAAUAGUUUAGACAAUGACACCUUCUUCGAUAAUCCAACAGGAAUACGUACUACAGCUCGUAUUAAUAAAAGUAAAAAUAAAUUAGAUGAUUUAUUUGGGAUUAAAGAAGAAAGUGAAACGACAGUAUUGCCAGUCCCUCAAGCACGCCAACCUGUGCCACCAACAACUGUAACUACGAGUACACCACGCACAACUAACUAUCAACAAAAGCCUUUCAAAGAUAUGCUAGAAGAUGACGACGAUGAUGAUUUGGGUUUCGAUCCGCAGAAACCAAAAGCCGGCGGUAAAUUGAAUUUGUUGGACGAUUUGUUUGCGGGCACAAGCGUUAAGGAGUCAAAAAGACCCGCUACCGCGCAACCCUCGACUGUGCGUCGUGAUACAGAGAAGCCUCCUAUAUCGCGACAAUCAACAGACACCACCACCGAUACCUCAAAUGUAUUGCUAAUACAACCACGUCCUAAAACAUCGGCGGGAAGACGUAGUUCCAGUGCGUCGAAUGUAAUGACGACCGAUCUGUUAGGUCUAUUUGGUGGUUCCAUCACCAAAGAACGUGAAAAAGAACCUUCUACCUCGGGCAUGUCUACGCCAAAAGCUAGAAAACGUGGUACUACCGCAGACUGGCUUGGUUUGGGUACAGACUCGGAAGUUGCUGGUAAGUCUGAUAACGUAACAGACUUACCAAUGCGCACCUCAAAACCGCCAACGACUACUUCGCUUACCACAACUGCUAGUACCGCAAGAGAAACUAUAGACAUUUUGAAGCUGCCUGAUAAUGAGAUACAUGCGCCCCUUGUGCAACAUGCUGAAAUGCAUGAAGACACGUUAAUGAUACCACAAGUUGUAACUUCUGCCCCAACUGGCGACAGCACAGCACAAAAUAUACUAUUGCUAAAUACCCAAAAUUUGGAAAUGAAGAACGCUUACACCGCUCUGCAGCAGCAAGAGUCUCAACUUGCGUUGGCGGCGCAGAUGAAAAACCAAGAACGCGCUUUGCUGGAAAUGCAGCGCAAGCAAGAAAUACUACUACAAGAACAGGAUCGGCAGUUUCAGGCAUUAGUACAACAACAGCUAAAGCGUCAGCAACAAAUGGAGGAUCAUAUUAAGAUGCAACAGCAACGAAUCAACACACAUAUACAACUUCUGAUGACACAGCCUGCCUUGCUGCCGUCUUCUAUAUUAUUACCGCCGACUAAACAAGCGUCAGAGAUUGACACCUUAGGUGAGCGCAUUGGAUCUCCAGAUGGUACACCAGAAAAAUCUGACGACGCCGGUGGAGCUUCGGACGAACGGCGUGGCCGCAAUCGCAGUAAUAGCGGCAGCCGUAGCCGCAGUUACAGCCGCAGUAGACCGGCCUCACCGCCGGACCUCAUGCUGGAAACGGUACAACAUGAAGCUGAUGUCAAGCGCUUGCAGUUAGAAAAAUUACGCCUGGAAGAGUUGGUGGCAAAUCAAAAGGUCAACUAUGAGCGCGAAAUUGAAUUGAUAGAACGUUCCUAUAAAAAGCAAUUAGAAGUUGUCGAAAACCAUACAAACUCAAUUGAAACGCGGUUAAAAGCAGAACUGGAAGAGCUUACUAAGUACUACAAACAAAAACUGGAUACGUUGGAAAGCGAGAAGGAAAAAUUAAAAUCAGAAUACGAAACCGACUACGGUAACUUGAAGCAGGAUCACGAAGAUGAGUUACGCAAACUAAAAAAAUCGCAUGAGGACGACAUAGAAAUGUUAAGGGAAGAACAUCGACGUAUGCUGGAUAAUGUGCGGCAAGCUAAAAUGCUUGAAUUUGCCGCAGUACAGGAGAAUGGCUCAUAUAUGGAGAUGCUGAAGGCUGCCUCAAACAACUUAGAGAAUCUCACUGGUGGCUUGCGGGGCUUGCGCGAUGACGUACAAUCGCGACUUGAGAUGUUGCACAAAGAAAAGGAAAAUAAGUUAGAGGCACGUGAACGUCGACUUGAAGACGCUGAACGACGUUUGAAGAUGAACGAAGAAUCCGCGGAUGAAGAAAAAAAGCGCCUAAUGACAUUGGUUAGCAGUUUGGAGCAGCAACUAAAUAAAUUGUCAAAAGAAUCGGCAGACGAAAACUGGAUGCUGCGUCAGCGGAUGGCCGCACUUGAGGCCGAGAAGGCGGCAUUUGAAAAAGAAAAAGAGUUUGCACGCGAACAAAUAACGCGUGAUGAGAAACGUCUGGAGGAACUCAAAGAGCGACAAUUAGAUGAAAUGCAACGCGCUUUGACGGAUUUGCAAGAGGAACGAGCACGUCUUUAUUUGGAGCGUACUAAGAUUGAGACAGAGCAGAAACUUCAUUCCGGCCAUGAUAUUGAAAAGCAACGUUUAGAAAUGGAUGCCGUCAUGAAAGUGGCGCAAGAUGCGGCGCGUCAAGCGGAUAUUGAGCGUGAACGUUAUCACAAGUCAUUGCGCCAAUUGGAACAAUAUAAACGCGAACUUAUCGAUAAGGAGAAUACACUGCGCGCCAAGGAAGACGAACUACAGCAGGAAACCCUUUCUUUUCGUAUGGCUGGACAUAAAUCACAGGAAGCGCUACAAAAAGCGCGCGUUGCCGAGCAAAACUUUCAAACCAAAUUGCAAUUAUUACAGAAACGCUUGCGCGAAACAGACGAGAUGGAGGUGAAUCUCUCACAAGAGCGCAUGCUUCUUACACAAGAACGCAUUAAAUUAGAACAAUUCAAGGCGCGUCUCUUGCAAAAGCGUUGUGAACUAUGCAAAAUGGGGGAUGAGCGUGAAAAUAUAACACAAUAUUUAAAUAGCAACAAUGACGAACAUGUUGCGAAUGAUAAUGGUGCAGCGGGCGAUUCGAUGCCACAGCAACGCAAUCACAUUCGCUCGGAGGAGCUCAAAAUGCGGCAAAUGUUGGAACAAGGCAGCAUUGUGGAUCGUAUACUUGACGAGAACAUAGCCGAGUCUCUGCGCAAAAUGAGAGCAUCAACCAACAUGCAAUACUGGCCGGAGACGGUGCUGGACGAUGAUGCCAAGGAGAUGGCUCUACAUAAUUUGGAUGGCAGUUUGUUACGAGGCAGCGUAGAUAAUUUAUUAAGUCGGACCUCACACACCAAAUAUUAACGGUAGUAAAUUUUAUAUGUAUGUACAAAAGAAUUUAUACAAAUUAAACGAUAUUGUCUUAAAAA
This is a messenger RNA of Bactrocera oleae (olive fruit fly), 3492 nucleotides long. Lineage: Eukaryota; Metazoa; Arthropoda; Insecta; Diptera; Tephritidae. The record is from RefSeq and is a predicted model, not a curated record.